Messenger RNA from Hyalella azteca, 4783 nucleotides. Its product is annotated as semaphorin-5A. Bases 3 to 2543 code for a protein of 846 amino acids. The record is from RefSeq and is a predicted model, not a curated record. Gene Ontology annotation, molecular function: chemorepellent activity; semaphorin receptor binding. NCBI's taxonomy places the organism in Eukaryota, Metazoa, Arthropoda, Malacostraca, Amphipoda, Hyalellidae. Gene Ontology annotation, biological process: semaphorin-plexin signaling pathway; negative regulation of axon extension involved in axon guidance; axon guidance. The transcript has 10 exons.
UGAUGCCACGCAUUGGGCGCGUGUGUAUGGACGACCCAGGUACGCGUGGCCACGUGGACGGGUGGACGACGUUCCUGAAGGCGGGACUGGACUGCUCCAGGCCCGGCGACCCGCCCUACAGCUACGACAAACUCACGAGCCUUGCGUACCUCCCUGCCGAGGAAAUGUUCUAUGGGCUCUUCACUACGCUCGAGAACGGUGUAGCAGGCUCGGCAGUGUGCGCGUUCAACAUGACAUCCGUGAACCGCACCUUCGACGGAGCCUUUAAGCACCAGUCAAGUCCCAAUUCCUUGUGGACUUCGGUCACUGAUAACCAAGACCACUACAGAUGUCGCUACCAGGACACGCAACGCUUCACCAAGUCCGCCCCCAAGUACCUGCUCAUGGACUCUAGUGUCGCCCCUGUCGACUCCGAGCCGGUGUAUUCCUUGGAUUUCCAGAGACUUACGCACAUCGCUGUGGACGUGGUACCGACACGUCAGAGUGGACCGGUGCACGUCUUGUACGUCGCUGAAGGUGACGGUAGCAUCAGGAAGAUAAGUGUGGUGCCUCGGUCGUCCCGCACCACCGUCUCCAACAGGAACACAACAACCACCUGCUUGUUGGAGGUCAUCGCUCCGUUCCCCUUCAACGCUUCUGUCAAGAUCCAUUCGUUGAAACUACUUCGAGCAACUGGUUCCCUGUACAUUGCGACUGAGGAUGAGAUCGUACGCGUGCCGGUGCACCGCUGCUCACGGUACGCCAGCAGGAGCGCAUGUUUGGCCGCUCAGGACCCCUACUGUGGCUGGGACAGGAACCUGCUCGCCUGCUCCCCUCCACCCAACCAGAACCCCUUCGUGUCUUCCUGGGUGCAGGAGGUCAUCGACUGUCCCACCAACACAGAACCUAUUGACGGAGGUUGGAGUCCAUGGUCGCCAUGGGAGACUUGUCGCCAGGCUGGGUCACCAGAUUCUUGUCAAUGUCGCCACCGAACUUGUGAUGCUCCUACGCCUGCCCGAGGUGGUGCCUAUUGCGUCGGUCACCAGUCAGAGGUAACGGACUGCACAGUGCACGGUGGCUGGACGUCUUGGUCGUCAUGGUCGCAGUGCUCGGCGAGCUGCGGUGUUGCGGUCAAGUCACGACGAAGGUCUUGCACUAAUCCAGCCCCCCAGCACGGCGGCAGGGUCUGCGUGGGGCUAGACCACAGCGAAAUAUACUGUCAUCAGCUACCGCCUUGUCCUGUGGCGGGUGGCUGGGGCUCUUGGUCCGCUUGGGAGAAUUGUUCCGUUGAGUGUGGUGAAGGAAUCCGCAAACGCAUCCGCCUCUGCAAUAACCCUCGUCCCAAAUAUGGCGGACCGAACUGUUCGGGCUGUGACGAAGAGAUCGAAAAAUGUUCCGGAACGAACUGUCCACGAAUCAAGAAGCUCUCCGACUGGACUGCGUGGUCACAUGAUCUCGAGGGCAUCGAAGGAGCACAGAGAAGAUACCGAGUAGAGUGUAGCGCUCAGAUGGGACCAUCGCCGAAACUAGAGGUUGAAAUGACCCACGAAGAAAGGCUUUGUACCUAUGGAAGUCCAUGCAUAGCUACUGUGCCGCUAGAUCGCAUCGCUCCCACUGCCAUCGGUGAUUGGGAACCUUGGAGCGAAUGGAGCGAAUGUGAUAGGGAAUGUGGGAUCGGCCAGCAAAUGAGGUGGAGGGUUUGCGCCACGACGGAAUGCGAUGGCCCUUCUUCUCAAAGCAGACCGUGCAAUCAACAUCCAUGUAAAGGCAUGUGGAGUUGCUGGAGCGACUGGAGUGACUGCUCACCUUCAUGUGGUAGCGGACAGCAGCAGCGCGUGCGCGUGUGUCUCGCCUCGCAGUUGCCGCGUCUCGAGGCGAGCGACUGCCCCGGCAAAAAUGUCGAUCAACGAGCUUGUCAAGGCACCAAUUGCUAUGUGCCUCCCGGUGAGGAAGGCUGGAGUCAAUGGUCUGAGUGGUCUAGUUGCGCAGUAGCAGACCAUCGAGUUCGUUCCAGGGUCUGCACUUCAGAUCGGCCUAGUCUCUGCAGAGGACUUGACCUACAGAAGCAGUCUUGCCAAGAUAUUCCUUUGGAAGACAUAACCUUGCUUGAGCGACGCACGGCGCCUCCAGCUGACCAACGUUCAGAGGGCGUGAGUAUAUCAAGUCUCGUGGGUGCCUGCGUCGCGUGUCUCUUCCUUGGCAUCCUCAUUGGAGCCCUCAUGAUGCACUUUUGGACCGUGAGACAGCGGCAUCGAGAAGUUCCUGCAUCUCCACAUUAUUUGUCUGUCAAGCCCAACCAGUACGUGACCGUCCCAGGAGCAGAGUGGAAGAUAACCACCACGGCCGAGAGGGACAAAUCCAGUAAGUCCCAUCACUUGGGACUAUCAUCCACAGGUUCUCUGAAGCACAGCUUGAAACGGAAGUCAAGCGUCAGAGAUCCCUAUACGACUUUGCCUCUAAAAGACAUCGACACUGCGACCAUCAAGCGAUCCAAUCAUUCAUCGUACAGCCACGGAAACCACGUUCGAGCUGAUCUCGCAUGCGACACAAAUUUCAGUUUUUGAAACUGCAUGAGAAUUUUUCAGAUCACACGUAGAGCAAGUAUAGUUUCGGAACAAAAAAGUGUUCUGUAUCCAAGUGCAAAAAAAUGAGUAAUGCUUUUGCAAGAAAAGAGCUUGUGUUUUUUAGUCACGAAAUCAGUAUCAACACGAAGUGCGCAAAAUUAGAACGAUUACCAGAAUGACGGAUUAAAUAUACCCUCGAUUGAAAAAAAAAACACUGUGUAGAGGACAAUAUGAGUCAGUGUACAAUUUGUUGUAAAUUUGUUUGUAUAUGAGGUUCUCGUCACUAUUAUUAUAAGAACAAACCUGUAUAAUCGCAUGUGCCAUGUAGUGUACUAAGUUCACGGUGAAGAACUGAAGAGAGACAAAAUACUCAAUAAUGAGGGUUGUUCUAGUGACCUACUUUCUAUCUAUUUUUCUCAUUAUCCUUAAGUUGGAAGUAGGUAGUUUCUACAUCGUUAAUGAACUAUAAAUAGGUUAAAAUCGAGGUCCAAGGCUUUGUUCAAACUGAAAAGGGUCUCAGGUUUUCAGUACGCAAUGUACACUAGCGAUUUUUGGAUAAAUUUCUGGAGAAAGUCUGAUUCUAUAAUAUUUUAAUUUGGGAUUCACUAUCUUAUUCAUGAUAUGAAAGCUACUAAAGUGACAAUACAUUUUCUUUUGUUACACUAAUUUUUGAUAAUUUUCUAAUUUUUUGAAGAACCAUCUCUUCUUCAACUAAUUAUCUCAUCUUUAGAGUUGUGCAAGUUCUUUUGUGAUUAAAUUCGUGCAUAACUGUCAGGAAGUAUGCGUAGUGGGAAACGUCGCAUCGGCGCACUGCCGCUGUUUCGUCAGAAAUAACGUUCCUGCAAGUCACCUUCUGGUUCCUGUAACCUUUUUUUCAAGAGUCGAACGGUGCCAUAAUUACGAUUUACUCGUUUUAAAACUCAUCUCGCGUAACAAAAGGAUAUUUGUUUUUUUUUUAACUAAAGAAACUAUCCUGAAUCAUUUAGCUACUAAGAAUUAUUUGGUACGAGGUCCUGGACUUAGGCAACCCAUGUUUAUGCGAGUUAGUUGUACGGUGUUAAGAAUUAAAUGUUGUUGCAAGCGUCAAGUUAUUGGAAAAGCUUACACGUGUUCUUCCGAUGUGCCAUCUUAUGUUAUAGUUCUUUUUAGUCAGGCGUUCAAUUUUGGUUUAAGCUAAUGAGACGAUCAUUAUUCUUUUAAACGCAUUUGUGUUCACAAAAUUUUGGUUCUUACUGGCGAGCGUUAUGACUAUGUGGCUUAAGCCCUUAUGUAAGCAAACUAGAGCCUUACCCUUCGCAUGUUAGACGGCAUGGUGAUGAGACGUUACAUUUUCAAUGUUAUAAUGAUGUUUUCUUGUCGAUGAGAUUUCUUGAAACAAUCCUCCUCAGUAGAAAAAUCUUCAAUUUUUUGGUUUCGUUAAACAAAUAUGUCAACACCAGUAAUAAUUACUUAUAUUGCAUCGCCAUGCACUGCAACUCAAAUACGCGAAGAUGUCGGGGCCUGCUUAGCAACGUUCUAACAUUCGAAGGCUCAAGUCUUGUAUCUUACCUCGGUUUUUAUUUUGAUGUAAUCUGAUGAGGCGUAACCAGAGCAUUACCUUUACUGUGUGAUCUAGUCGCUUCUUGUAAGGGAGUUGUUAAGGUAACUUUAUAUUUCCUUUAAGAACUUCUACUAGCUUGUCUCAACCCCAGCGAUAUCUUUACGAUGUUUCAUUUGAAUCAAGACUAACUGCCUUGUUUGGUUUUUGAUCGACUGCAUCAGAGUCCCGAGUCCAUGCAGGUAAACACUUCUCAAGGACUCGAUACUUAAUCUUACGUUCCAUGUUGUGUUCACUCCAUGUAGUUUGUCUCUACGUUUCUUCUCUUACUUUACAUUUUUGGUUCAAUAUGAUCGAACAGGAGAUAAUCUAGCAUGAAGACCGUAAAUAAGCAUAGUGAGUAACUUUGUCAUAUUCGAUGUAAAGUUCCGCAAAUAGUUCGCAGAUAAUUUUGAAAAAAAGCUUAAGCUAAACCAGUGAUAACAAAGAUAUUAGUUCGAUAACUUUUUAAAUGUAUAUCUUUCGACUGCAGCGAUACAGUUAUGCGAUACUGAAUGAUUAUUUCAAAAUUACCAUUUACUCGAUGGGUAUCUCCAUUCAUCCGCUAAAAAAUGACAAUAAAUUUAUAAUCGACAAGAACGUAUUAAAAAAAUGUAGCCAUACGAUAAAAAUAUCGUUCCAAGAGAGUACUUUUCGUUUUUUU